UAUACAAAGAUAAGGUGUAUGAGUGAGAGAGAGAGAGUUGUUAGAUAGCAAAACAUGGCACUAGAAACUGUGGUGUACAAACAAGACCCAUUUGGCUAUGGUUGCAAGGAGUUCUACAACUUGGCUGGUUGGGGCUAUCAUGAAGAAGAUAAUAAAGCUCUUAUAGAGCAUGGCAUGAAUGCAAAUGGGGACUCCUUAUCUUCUUCAGUCAUGCAAAAUCAAAAUGUGAAGGAACAUUGGGAACCCAAUUCUUCGCCGGAGGCUUGCUCCGGUGACCGUUUACUUGGCCAAGAAGGGUCCCCACCCACUCCCAUGGAAGCACCGGCGGCCACAAUGUUGGGGCGGCGAAAGCGCCGGCGAAGCAAAAGUGGGAAGAACAAGGAAGAAAUGGAGAACCAGAGGAUGACUCACAUUGCAGUUGAGAGAAAUCGGAGGAAACAGAUGAAUGAGUAUCUAGCUGUUAUUCGGUCAUUGAUGCCGGCUUCUUAUGUUCAAAGGGGUGACCAAGCAUCAAUUAUUGGAGGGGCAAUUAAUUUUGUGAAGGAGCUUGAGCAGCUUCUUCAAACAUUGGACGUUCAGAUGAGGACUACUUCUACACAAGAAUCCAAAAAUGGCUGCUCUCCACUUUUUGCCAAUUUCUUCACCUUCCCACAGUACUCAACACUUUCAAGUAACUCUAAUAAUUCACCGGAGGUUGAGAACCAGUUGGGAUCGGAGGCAUUUGCUGACAUAGAGGUGACCAUGGUGGAGAGCCAUGCCAAUCUGAAGAUACUAUCAAAGAGGAGACCUAGACAGCUCUUGAAGAUGGUGACUGGGCUUCAGUGUCUCUGGCUCACUGUUCUCCACCUUAAUGUCACAACAGUUGAUCAAAUGGUUCUCUAUUCACUCAGCGUUAAGGUUGAGGAUGGAUGCCAGCUGACUACAGUGGAUGAAAUUGCCGAGGCUGUUAAUCAGUUGCUAGGCAGAAUUGAAGAAGAAGCUGCUGCUUUGAGCUGAAACCCUAAGUUUUAUACUUAUGGGUUUCGGUCUGUUAGAAUAACUCAAUGUUUUUUGACCUUCUCUUUCUCUCUCAUUUACUGGAAAUUUUUUGUACAUUAUUGAAACUUUGAAGUUGAUGCUGAUGCUGUAAUCAACUAUGACAAACGCUAGUAAGUGUGUCUAAAUAUUAUUUAAUGUUGUGAUUUGUGUAAAAA
Messenger RNA from Camellia sinensis, 1193 nucleotides. Its product is annotated as transcription factor bHLH96. Gene Ontology annotation, biological process: regulation of transcription by RNA polymerase II. The record is from RefSeq and is a predicted model, not a curated record. Gene Ontology annotation, molecular function: RNA polymerase II cis-regulatory region sequence-specific DNA binding; protein dimerization activity; DNA-binding transcription factor activity, RNA polymerase II-specific. Lineage: Eukaryota; Viridiplantae; Streptophyta; Magnoliopsida; Ericales; Theaceae.